Messenger RNA from Fulvia fulva, 1350 nucleotides. RefSeq names its product Nascent polypeptide-associated complex subunit beta. NCBI's taxonomy places the organism in Eukaryota, Fungi, Ascomycota, Dothideomycetes, Mycosphaerellales, Mycosphaerellaceae. The transcript is spliced from 5 exons. Bases 1 to 1350 code for a protein of 449 amino acids. The record is from RefSeq and is a predicted model, not a curated record.
AUGUUGGAAUGGUUCUUCGGAAAGAGCUUCAAUCCUGAUCAGGACAUACCAAGUCUUGCAGGAAAAGUCAUACUGAUCACUGGCGGCAACACCGGUUUGGGAAAGGAGACCGUUAAGCAAUUGGCAAAGCAUGACCCACAGGAGAUAUUCCUCGCAGCUCGAACUCCGUCCAAGGCCGAGACUGCCAUUUCCGAGAUCCAGCAGGCAGUACCAAAUGGCAAGGUAUCCUUUAUUGAGAUGGAUCUGACCUCAUUCGCGUCCGUCAAGAAGGCCGCGCAGGACUUCAAGGCGCGAUCAGAUCGGCUGGACAUACUGAUCAACAAUGCGGGUAUCAUGGCAGUUCCAUAUUCGAAGACCAAAGAGGGAUACGAGAUUCAGUUUGGUACCAAUCACAUGGGUCACGCCCUUCUUACCCAGCUGCUGCUACCCACGCUUCUCAAGACUGCCGAGCAGCCCAACUCUGAUGUCCGCGUGGUCAACGUUAGUUCAGAAGGACAUAAUUUGGCUCCAGGAAUCGUAUACGACCAAGACCGCCUUGCAAAGUAUUCCACAUGGAGGAGGUACGGCCAGUCCAAGCUCGCAAAUAUCUUACAUGCCAGAGAAUUGCAGCGGCGAUAUCCUUCAAUUACAGCAACCAGUGUGCAUCCUGGUGUAAUAUCGACAGAUCUCUAUGGUUCUCAGAAAGAGACAAAUCCAGUGAUCCGAAUCUUUUUACCGUUGAUGAAACCACUGCUGAUGGACGUCCCUGGAGGUGCGAAGAACUCGCUCUGGACCGCGACGACGGCGCCUAAAGACGAGGUCAGAACGUCGCCGUACUGGAAACCGGUGGGCAUUGCUUCAGGUGGUAGCUUUUGGUAUGCUCAGAAGCCAGAAUUGGCUAAGGAGCUGUGGGACUGGACCGAACAGGAGAUCCAGAAAUGGGAGAAAGGCAAGGGCACACCAAGAAGAAAGGUCAAGAAGGUCCACAAGAGCUCCGGCACCGACGACAAGAAGCUGCAGACCACUCUCAAGAAGAUGAAUGUGCAGCCCAUCCAGGCCAUCGAGGAAGUGAACAUGUUCAAGGCCGAUGGCAACGUCAUCCACUUCUCCGCGCCAAAGGUCCACGCAUCCGUCCCAGCCAACACUUUCGCCAUCUACGGCAACGGCGAGGACAAGGAGCUCACCGAGCUCGUGCCAGGCAUUCUUAACCAGCUCGGCCCAGACUCGUUAGCCUCUCUCCGAAAGCUGGCCGAGAGCUACCAGAGCCUGCAGAAGGGCGCCGAGGGCGAGGAGAAGAAGGACGAUGAUGACGAUGAGAUACCAGAUCUCGUCGAGGGCGAGAACUUUGAGAGCAAGGGCGACGUCGAGUAA